AUAUAAAACCUUCUCUUACUUUAUCAUGUAGCCUCCUAACUGAAAACCCUAAACGGAAAAAUAAAAAAACCACCCCAAAGAUGGUGCAGCGAUUGACCUACCGUACUCGGCACAGUUAUGCCACCAAAUCCAACCAGCACCGGGUCGUCAAAACCCCUGGUGGGAAAUUGGUGUAUCAGACCACGAAGAAGAGAGCAAGCGGACCCAAGUGUCCUGUUACUGGCAAGAGAAUUCAGGGAAUCCCACACUUGAGACCUGCAGAGUACAAGAGGUCAAGAUUGUCUAGGACCCGCAGGACCGUGAAUCGUCCUUAUGGUGGCGUAUUGUCUGGAGCUGCUGUUAGGGAGAGGAUAAUUCGAGCUUUCUUGGUGGAGGAGCAAAAGAUUGUGAAGAAGGUUUUGAAGAUCCAGAAAGCCAAGGAAAAGCUAGCUUCAAGGAGCUAGAAAGUGGGAGGCUAAUAGCAAAACUUGUUGGAUUUUAGAAAUGGAUGAGCUAAAUUUUGGUGUGAGAUUAUGAUGACAGUGCUGCAUGUUUGUGUCGAACCUUAAUGUUCUAGAUUUUAGUUUGUUUCAUAUUGAGAUUACUUUGAAAGAUUCAUUGUUAAAGAUUUUAUAUAUGAUCUUAUGCUUGACGAA
Messenger RNA from Mangifera indica (mango), 635 nucleotides. RefSeq names its product 60S ribosomal protein L34-like. Gene Ontology annotation, biological process: translation; ribosome biogenesis. Lineage: Eukaryota; Viridiplantae; Streptophyta; Magnoliopsida; Sapindales; Anacardiaceae. Gene Ontology annotation, molecular function: structural constituent of ribosome. Gene Ontology annotation, cellular component: cytosolic large ribosomal subunit; ribosome. The transcript has 4 exons. The record is from RefSeq and is a predicted model, not a curated record. Bases 81 to 443 code for a protein of 120 amino acids.